This is a messenger RNA of Episyrphus balteatus (marmalade hoverfly), 847 nucleotides long. Its product is annotated as nicotinamide riboside kinase 1. The record is from RefSeq and is a predicted model, not a curated record. Gene Ontology annotation, cellular component: cytoplasm. The coding region runs from base 125 to 826 and encodes 233 amino acids. NCBI's taxonomy places the organism in Eukaryota, Metazoa, Arthropoda, Insecta, Diptera, Syrphidae. The transcript has a single exon.
UAUGGGAUCACGUUAGUUUCUUUUAAAACGGAGAAGAAGACGAAACUUGUUUCUUUUGAGAGAUGAGAAACUGUUACAUUAAAUUAAGAGACAAUUAAUAACAAAAUUUAGAAAGAAUAGAAUCAUGCCACCUCAGUGGUUAGUAAUUGGUAUUUCGGGAAUAACGUGCGGCGGGAAGACUUCAUUGGCAUUAAGUUUGCGUGAUUUCUUUAUAAAUCGCCGAACUUCACGUCUUUGGAAUUCCAAGUAUGUCAUUAGUGAUGUACAAUUGAUAAGUCAAGAUGACUAUUUCCUACCUGUCGAUGAUUUGCGCCACAAAUGGGUGGAAAAGUUGAAUGCCAUCAACUUUGAAGUACUAACUUCUUUAGACAUGAAACAAAUGUUAUCUGACAUCACAUGGACAAUGAAAGGACGCUAUUUAGCUGUGGAUAACUCGUCAACGACAACUCCACCAGAUUACUUAGCCGAAAUAACGACAUUCCAAAAUGCAACUAAACUAAACAUUCUCAUUAUCGAAGGCUUCCUAAUAUUCAAUCAGCCAGAAUUGCUGCAGAUUUGCCAAUUGAAGUUCCAUUUCCAUUUGCCUUAUGAGAAGUGUUUUGCGAGGCGGGAACUGCGGACAUAUGAUCCACCUGAUGUGACUGGGUAUUUUGAGAUGUGCGUUUGGCCGUUUUAUGAGAAGAACUUUGCUGAGUUCAGGGAGCGAAAGGAUUUGAUUAUACUGAAUGGCGAAAUGUGUAAAGAUAAGAUAUUUAAAUAUGUUUUGCAAAGGAUUAAUGUAUAUUUGAGUGAGAUGAUGACAAGUCCAUGUUUGAUGGAUCAAUAGGUUUUUUUUUUUUUGUCGAUA